Lentinula edodes (shiitake mushroom) is the source of this 1428-nucleotide messenger RNA. RefSeq lists its product as uncharacterized. The transcript has 10 exons. The record is from RefSeq and is a predicted model, not a curated record. Bases 1 to 1428 code for a protein of 475 amino acids. Lineage: Eukaryota; Fungi; Basidiomycota; Agaricomycetes; Agaricales; Omphalotaceae.
AUGCCUGCGCAUCUGAGGGAGAGUCUGAAAAUAGCCAUACAAGCUUGCUUAUCAGACACCUCUGCUCAAUUUAAGAGUCAGGAACCUUCCUCCUCAGUUGAAACUGCUUCCUUUUCAUCUCUGCACUUCACCAAUCAGACGCGAUAUUUGACUCACGGUUACGAUACUCCUAAAGAUAUUCAUCCUUUGUACCUGAUCAACGCCGAAGGGGGAAGGAUGAAUCAUAGUCAACUUCUAUGUUAUCCUUCUGAAGACAUUCAGAAACUAUCUGGGCCUUACGCGGAUCUUAAACAGAGUUUGGAGGGAGUGCUACGUUGGGUAGUUGAGAAGGUUUUGCUCAUCCAUCCUCACGUCUUUCAAGAACUUGUGGCUUCGGUAGAUGUCCUCCCCUUGCAAGACACAUCUCCGGUCUCUCCUUUUACCAGCAUUAUGUUUAACAUCAACGUCGGAACUCUGGCACACCGCAACCAGAAUGACAAAUCUGCUUGCAUUUGUAUAACUGUGGGUAACCCCAAAGGAGGAGAAUUAGCCUUCGGUACUAGGGGAUCUAUAGUUGUUCAUGGGGAUAAAACAGGAGUAUUGUAUCAGAAAGACGGUUUUGGCUGUACUCAUGAAACUCACGAAACUCUGACAGAGAAAGAAGCUAGUUAUCUCCUAAGGAUAGCUGAUGCUCAACAAACUUUAUGUGCUACCGAGCAAGCAGCUUUAGAUCAGAAAAUUCAAAUAACUAAGCUUAUACUGGAACUUCACCUCUGUCGCCAAAACAAACUUUGUUUAGAAAACUCUAAAGCUAGGAGAACAGCCUUGAAUAUGCAAGAGAUCUUGAACGACUACGGGAAAAGUGGCAUUCAAGGAUUGUACUCUUUAGAUGGCUCUUCUCACCAGCCCAAGACUUAUCCUGCUACGGCUCCAAGCUCUCCUCCCUCCAUGAGACUGGAUAUUGGUGAUGAUAGCAAUAGUGAUAGCAAUAUGGGUAGUGAAGCUUACAGAGGAGAUGAUUGUGAUAUGGAAGAGCCUUGGGAAGAGAACACUGAAACAACUUCCACGAAAGAGGGAAAGGACCAGAAUACAGAAAUUCUUUACUUGGAUCAAGGACCAGAGUGUUCCAAUAUGGAGGUGCUACAGGAGGGCUUGUAUUGGAUUGAGAGACGAAAUUUAUGUUAUCUGGGGAAAGUGUGGAGCGGAGCACGUCGAGAAUUAAACGGGGACGAGGAAGUAGGGGAGGCAAGUCAACCACUCAAAGUAAAGGACGAAAAACUUCUUCUGAGCAGCCCCCUACUCCUAAGUCUCUGCCUACGAUUUCUCCAACUAUGGUUUCUCCUACCUCUGGAUAUCCUCCCCCUCUUCCUUCCAUGGGUCAUCAAGUGCCUCUUCCAUCAAAGGCCCCCAUUUCCGAAGCUAUUCGAAGAGAACAAUCAGAUAUUGUAA